CGUUGCCCGUUGUUGUGGGCUCUUCUGGGGUCGGGACAUUGGCUGGCAAAGAAACAAAAAUGUAUUCCAGGAUCCGUUUUUGAGAAGUAAAUUCUACUGUCACAGGUUAUCGCGAAAUCUCAAACCCGCCAAGUAAUCCAGUAAUGGAACUGCCUUUCUUGGGUGAUACGUUGAUCGUUCUGGUUUCGCAGUUAAUUUUCUUCAUCGGAGGAUGGCUGUUUUUCGUGAAGCAACUGUUCCGGAACUACGAAAUACGGCAGCUGGUUGUGCAGCUCAUCUUCUCGUUGACCCUGGCCCUAUCGCUGACGAUGUUUGAGUUGAUUAUUUUCGAAAUAAUCGGCUUCCUAGACUCGACUUCGCGCUACUUUCAUUGGCGCCUCGGCCUAACGCUGCUGCUGAUUAUGGUCAUCGCGGUGAUACCGUAUCUCAUAGCCUACUCGUGCAUCAGCAACGUGCGGAUCGUGCCCGCAAAGUGGGUACAACCGCUGACCACACUCAUCUGGCUGUGCUAUCUGUACGGGUUCUGGCGCAUAGGCGACCCGUUUCCGCUGCUCAGCGUUAGCCGCGGCAUUUUUACGAUCGAGCAAGCGGUCUCGCGUAUUGGCGUCGUCGGCGUGACCGUGAUGGCGAUACUAUCCGGGUUCGGUUCCGUCAACUAUCCGUACACGAGUAUGUCCUACUUCAUACGGCCCGUCUCGCAGGCCGAUGUGAUCAACUUGGAGCGUAGGCUACUGCAAACGAUGGAUAUGAUACUGGUGAAGAAGAAGCGGAUCGCGCUCGAUCGCAGGAGAAACAAGCCGAACCAGAAGCAAAGCAUCUGGGGCAUGAUCAGCAGUGUAACGCAGAGACCGGCCGGUGCAGAAAAUAUUGGACAGUUGCGAUUGGAAAUUUCCGCCCUAGAGGAACUGUCCCGCCAGCUGUUCCUCGAGGUACAUUCCAUGAAAAACAUGCAGGAACGAGAACGGUGGGCCGGAACGCUGCAGGGAAAGUACUUCAACGUGCUGGGGCACUUCUUUAGUUUGUACUGUUUGUGGAAAAUUUUCAUCUGCACGAUCAACAUAAUAUUCGAUCGUGUAGGUAAAAAGGACCCUGUUACACGAGGCAUCGAAAUUGCGGUGCACUGGUGCGGUUUCGACAUGGACAUCGCCUUCUGGAGCCAGCACGUGUCAUUUCUGCUGGUCGGCUGCAUCGUGGUCACCUCGAUCCGGGGCCUGUUGUUGACGUUGACGAAAUUUUUCUACAAAAUUUCCUCCAGCAAAUCAUCAAACAUUAUCGUGCUGGUGCUGGCCCAGAUCAUGGGCAUGUACUUUUGCUCGUCGGUGCUGCUGAUGCGAAUGAAUAUGCCUGCCGAGUACCGGGUGAUCAUAACGGAGGUGCUCGGUGGGCUACACUUUAACUUCUACCAUCGGUGGUUCGAUGUGAUCUUUCUCGUGAGCGCACUGGCUACGAUCGUGGUGCUUUAUCUGCUACACAAACCACCAAACGUUGACAGCAGUAUGUGAAGGGUGUAAAGUGAAAAGUAUGAUCCUAACCCGCUGUGUAUCCUUUGCUCGUACUGCUCUACAAGUGUGAUUGUGCUUUAUUUUUAAAUCCAUUCCGACGUUCCCAAACAGCAUACCGACGGCCAUGACCAAAGGCUGUCAAAGAUUCUUGUUGUAAAUAA
This is a messenger RNA of Anopheles cruzii, 1663 nucleotides long. RefSeq names its product Golgi pH regulator (gene GPHR). The coding region runs from base 144 to 1502 and encodes 452 amino acids. The record is from RefSeq and is a predicted model, not a curated record. Gene Ontology annotation, molecular function: voltage-gated monoatomic anion channel activity. Gene Ontology annotation, biological process: intracellular pH reduction. The transcript has 5 exons. Gene Ontology annotation, cellular component: Golgi cisterna membrane. NCBI's taxonomy places the organism in Eukaryota, Metazoa, Arthropoda, Insecta, Diptera, Culicidae.